GGCAAAAUCGGCAGCCGUGUCCAUGCACCAGCUUCUGAGCCCUUACACCCCAACCCCGUGGGGCUUCACCCCACUGAGGGCAGGGCCAGGGGCUGGAUUCCUGCUCCCUCCCUGCCACGUUCAAUCCUUGUUUCACCUUCAGUGCAGAGGCUGCCUCGCCAUCCCCACGCCUGGGGUAAAUAUUAACCCUGGAGGAUUUCUGCCCCUUUUCCUUUUCUUUUUAAUUCUCAUCAAAUGAAAGUGAAACAGUGCAAGCCUGAGGCUCUCCGGGGGAGCAAGCAGGUGAAGCUGCCGGAGGUGCUGGGCAGGAGGGGCCAGGACUUGCUACCACCCCCAGGAGCCCUUCUGCAGAGGGCAGAGCCCGACGGCGAGAGGCGCCGUGCCCGCAGGGAGCCCCCCGGCCUUGCAGGCGGAUGGAGGCAGAUGAGCUCGCCCUGACAGCCAGCCUGUCCGUCCCCAGGUCCCCUGCACGGAGCCUCUCUCCAGUCCCGUGGACCACAUCCAGGUUAUCCCAGCGGAGAGGAUCGGUGCCGGGUGACGACUGCCUACCUUUUUGGAAAACCUGUUGUUGAAAGACAAGAUGAGUAUAAAAAUGAAGUUGGGUCCAACAACAGUAGCCUCAGAACCAGCCUCUCCAACAAAGAGUGAAGGGAAGGAGAUGGAGGUUGCUCCAGAACUGGGCAGCCCGACUUUGCAUGAGAACAUAAAACUCUUUGAAAGAGGUCUUAAAACAAUGCUAAGCAUCCGGAAAUCCAAACGAAGCCUGAAGAAAGAUAAAGAACAGGAAGGCACUGGCACUUUGAGAAAAAAACGACUUUCUUUUCUGUCCUCCAAGACCUCUGAAGAGAACAAAACCACAGUCCCUACCGAUUUGGAGGAGAUUGUUGAUGCAAUAGAAACAGAGCCCAUUGAAGGAAAGCCUCUUUCAGUAAUGGAGAUAAACGAGCUUAUUCAGAAGCAGAAACUUCUAGAAGCAUUUGCAAGCAUCAAGUACAUGGAAGACGAGACGAUAGCCGAGCGGGAUGCGGACAAAUACAAGGACAACCCCCAGGAGUUUGUGAGGAAAACCAAGGACGUGGAUUUGCUUUACAACUCCAUCAAGAGCAUGAUCCAGUCCAUCGUGGUGGGAACGCUGGAGCAUCCCACUGUCGAGGAGGCCACGCUGGCCUCCCUGGUGACUUUAAUUGCCCGUGAAGAGGCAGCGCACCCCAACGCGGGCAGUGCUCUGGGGUCAGACUUGCUCGGCUCCCCCAGAAGGUGGAGGGAGGAGUGGAGGGAAGCUAUCAAUGAGAGCGCCAGAAAGAGAGUCCUGAGGGUGCCCAUGGCCUCUAAGGAAGAAGAGAGUUCCUGGCUUGAUCUCCACUUGUGUUUCCUCCAGAAACACCUGAGCGAAGACUUGCUGAAGAUCAAGUUGUCAGUAAAAAAGUGCUACCCAGAGGAGUACCAGGUGUGUGACAUCUACGUGGAGGCUUUCCACAAGGCCAUUGCCUCGCACUUGCAGGAUCUCUCCCAGCGGGUGCUGGAGUUCAACGAGCUCUACUCCUUGCUCGACUGGGUGGCCAACACCUACCACAGUGAACUCUUUCUUGGUCACCCUGAUCUCAAACCAGAAGUUAAGACAGAAAACCUGUCCCUGCUGCUCACACCGGCGGACUGGGAGAGACUGAAAAAUGACUACAUCACUUCUGUGAAGGGGAAAAUCGAGAGCUAUUUCGGAAACAUCCUGAGACUGGAGGUGACGGAGAAGUGGGAGAAGGAGGUUCACCCAGAGGUGGAGGACAACCUGUACCACUCCUCGCUCUCCUUUGACAUACAAACGAUCAUUGGGGAGCACAUGAAGAUUUCUGGAGCCAUCAGCAAAAGCCUGAAAGCAAAAACACUUGAGCUGUGCCUGGCUGAAUUGCACAAAUUCAUACCAAGGUUCGGGGAGGAGUUCAUGGAGUGGAACGCAGCCCGCGACAGCCCCGUGUUCGUGCCCUACUUCGCUGCCUACAUCAACAGCUUCCACGACCUGGUGUCAGGCUUGGAAACAGUGUUUAGAGUCAACACUGAGGAACUGCAAAAGAUUUUGGUGUCUCUGACAAAGAACUUCAGAAACAUGUUUCUAAAUAAAUUGAGAACAAAAACACAGCCACUCCUCAAGAAAAUCCUGACCAAGGACUGGAUUUUGGCAAUGGAAAAGCCGGACUCACUGGCUGCAGCGGUCUCACAGUUCUCCAAGCACCUGCAGCACACAAGGCAGCCCCUGGGGCAGGAGCUUCUACGUCAUGUUCAUAAGUAUGUGGUGAGGGAAUACAUUGUGCAGGUGAUCAAACCCAGGAGGAAGAUGAACAGGGAGACACGGCAGCAAGUUAAGGAAAGGAUGAACCAGGAAGCCAAAAUCCUUAAUAACAUGCUCAUCGACCAGGGCUCUGACUCCGACUGGCUCCUUCCUGCCAUACAUCACAUUGCCAAUAUCAUUGGGGAGAAGAAAAAAGACAGGAUCAAGGACUACGUCAAGGAACUGAGUCAGGAUUACCCGGACAUCAGGAAGGAGCACAUCCUGGCCAUCCUCACACUGCGGGGCCUGGGGUACACCAGGAGAGCGGCGAUUUUUCGGCAGAGCUUUCACUGCCCACCUGAUUGCCCUGAUGGCAGGGGUGAAAACACGCUCUUUGAUGAAGUCGACGUGUCGGCAGUCAUCAGCUGCUUCUGAAACACGACCAGCACAGCAGCUAGCAUCCUCCCUCCUCCUACACUGCAUCUCCAGCAUGAUCCCAAAGCUGCUACCCCUCCUUGCUCCACAAACACAACAUUAAAACCACUGUGGGAAAAGGGCCCUGGGUUCAGAAACCAAAGGCCACGGAUGCUCCAAGAGCCUGACCUCCUGCAAGGGCCCGUGGCAGCAAUGUCCACCCUGCACUCAAUAUACGGACUUUACUGCUAGGAAGCUUGUUUGGUCCAAGUUUGUGUCUCUUUUCGGAGAAGAGGAGAGAACCAAAAGGAGUUCACGCAGGGCUAUAUUAAGGCCUGUGUGACACCUAAUUACACAGCAGCACGAGGGCAACAGCCUCCUUCGUAAUUAGUGUCCCUGAGCAACCAAGGAGCAGAGCUUGGGCAGGGAUGUGGUAGCACCCAAACCUUACAUCCUGCCCCGUGAACAAGCUGCCCAUGCUGGUGUGACGUGAGGUGGGUGACAUUGUGACCUGACACCACACACCACUACCUUCCUGAGGAGCACAGCCUUGGAGGGUAACCAGACCCCAGGGCUGAGACACACAGUGCGUGGAGCACUGCGCUCCAGGAUGGGCCCUGUGGCCCUUGUCCCUUCUGGUGUUUCAGCAGAUUCUCCUCACUGCAAAUCUCAUGUUGGAUCCCUGACAUGUUCAUGCCAUCACACCCUCCCUGUGUGGGCAGAUGUGUCUGGAUCAGACAUGCCACGCAGAGUGAGGCUGCUAGUCCUCCUUGCCCAGGGUAAAAAGGGCCACCCCGUCCUUAUUCUGUUUUCUUGCAUGUACAAAUGUAUUUUAACAAAUCUGGUACAAUCUGACUGCAGUAUGAAAUUCAUGUGAGGUGGACAGGAACAGUGCUACAGACAGGAUCCUUCCUGGCAUGGACCAGCAUCACCCCUCUGAGCAGGAUGCACCAUCACCGAUUUAUUCUGCGAAGGACUCAAAGCAUUACACGCAGCGUCUGCAGGGCAGAAUGAAAGAGACAUCCAGAAGCCUACAGCCAUACGAAUCUAAUUUUAUUUAAUCCAAUUUGUCCUUUAGGUUGCCUUCUGCAGGACUUAAUCCAAGACUCUGUACGGAGACAUGUUUACGAUCUAUCAAUUAAUGUGAUAAAUGUGGACAGAGCAUAGCCUUGAGCACUAAUUUGUCUGCUGCAGACACUGGGAGAUUAAAUCACCAGUGCUGAGCCUCCUUCUUUUCCCUUGCUCCUGUUUUCACCUGAAUCAGCUUCAGCCCAUGCGAGCAGCAGGCGUGGUAACAGGCCAAGGGAUGUGCUCUGAUGGGUAAGAGAUUCAGAGUGCACCUUUAAUUGCAAUCAUCACUUGAAAGAAAAAAAUAAUAAUACAAGGCAGACUUGCUAACUUUGCAGGAAAAAUGAGGUGUUUUUCUAAAGAUGGCUUUGAAAAUUGGGUAUAAAUUUUGAGUCUGAGGCAGGAAAUCCUGGGAGGAAGUUUGUGCCUUCAUCAUUUUUUUAUAUAGCUCAUGACAAUUCCUGCAAAUCCUCAACUUUGGGACUCUCUGUUUUUGCUAUGGAGGAGGAGAACUGAUAUAUCAUUUGUAGAAGUGAUAUAUCAUAUCCUGGAAGAUGUGCAGA
Molecule: messenger RNA, 4305 nt
Organism: Oxyura jamaicensis (ruddy duck)
Lineage: Eukaryota; Metazoa; Chordata; Aves; Anseriformes; Anatidae
Gene: EXOC3L4
Product: exocyst complex component 3 like 4
Exons: 12
Coding region: 581-2695 (704 amino acids)
Biological process (GO): exocyst localization; exocytosis
Cellular component (GO): exocyst
Molecular function (GO): SNARE binding
Source: RefSeq, a predicted model, not a curated record